AUGGCAGCAGCCAGAGCAGGAUUCUGCCCUCUCAUGGGGCUCCUGCUGCUGGGGCUGUGGAUGGCCAAGGACCCAGUCGGUGCCAAGCCCAGAAACAUGACCUCAGCUCGGUGGUUUGAAACUCAGCACAUGCAGCCCAAGCCUCAGGGGUGCAAUGCUGAUGGCAACAUCAGCAAGUAUUCCAAAAGCUACAAAGGCCGCAACACCUUCCUGCAUGAAUCCUUCUCCAGCAUGGAGACUCCCAUCAUAACCUGCAAGAAUGGCCACCAAAACUGCCACCAGAGCCAGAAGCCUGUAUGCCUGACCACAUACAAGCUCAUCUCAGGGAGGUGCUCAGACUGCAGGUACAAGGAGAAGCAACUGGAUGCAUUCUUCAUCGUGGCCUGUGAUCCUCCACAACGGAAGGAUGGCCUAAGGUACCAGCUGGUCCUGUGCUUUUGGAUAAUGUUGUCUAAGGCCAGGUGUUCCCUCACCCCAAGCUCUGCAGACUCCCAAUGCUACAGCUGCAUUUCCUCCCUUGAGUUCUUCACUAAUCCUUACCCUUUUUGCAAAUACCACUUCUCUCCCACGCAGCCAACUCCACAUACUCUUAAUUCCUUACGGGGUUUUGUGGAUGCUCCAAAUGGUGAGGGAAGAGAGGUGGUUCUCCUUAGCCCUUCACUGUUGCUUACAUUGCUUUCUGAGUGUGGAUACCAUGUGGCCCUUCAAGCACUAAGGCUCUUGGCAGAGGUGGAUCCAGGUUUUGUGGGGCUUAUGACAUAUGCAGUUUUGGAGACCAUCUUAAAGAAGAAGAAUACAGUCAGGACCUUAGAAGAGCUGUGGUUGGACAGUUCAGAGGGAACCCCGUCGGGGGAGGCGGAGAUUAUCUAA
Molecule: messenger RNA, 870 nt
Organism: Kogia breviceps (pygmy sperm whale)
Lineage: Eukaryota; Metazoa; Chordata; Mammalia; Artiodactyla; Physeteridae
Source: RefSeq, a predicted model, not a curated record